Molecule: messenger RNA, 366 nt
Organism: Phyllostomus hastatus (greater spear-nosed bat)
Lineage: Eukaryota; Metazoa; Chordata; Mammalia; Chiroptera; Phyllostomidae
Product: 60S ribosomal protein L31-like
Biological process (GO): cytoplasmic translation
Cellular component (GO): cytosolic large ribosomal subunit; ribosome
Molecular function (GO): structural constituent of ribosome
Source: RefSeq, a predicted model, not a curated record
AUGGCUCUUGCAAAGAAAGGUGCUGAGAAGAAGGGCCAUUCAGCCAUUAAUGAGGUAGGGACCAGAGAAGACACGAUCAACAAGGGAGUCCGUGGAGUGGGUUUCAGGAAGCAUGCUCUUCUGGCUCUUGAAGAGAUCCAGAAAUUUGCUGUGAAGGAGAUGGGAACUUUAGGUGUACCCAUUGACACCAGGCUCAACUGAGCCGUUUGGGCCACAGGAAUAAAAGUCUCUUACCAUAUCCAGGUGCAGUUUUCUAGAAAAUGCAAUGAGGCUGAAGAUUCACCAAACACACUCUAUACGUUGGUUACCUAUGUACCUGUUGCCACUUUCAGAAAUCUACAAAUAGUGAAUGUGAUUGAGAACUAA